AUGCCCAUCUUGGGACUGGGGACCUGGCAGUCUCUCCAAGGAACAGCGAGAGACGCAGUGAAGUUUGCCAUUGACGUUGGGUCCCGCCACUUGGAUUGUGCCUACCCGUACCAGAAUGAGAUCAGGGAUGUACUACGAGAAAAAAUUGAGGUGAGGGUUGCGAGGCGAGAAGGCCUCUUUACUGUCAGCAAGGCUUUGUGUUACCCCCACGACUUGUGGUCCACCUUCCACGAGAGAUCCCCGGUGAAGGAGGCAUGCCAGAGAACACUUGCUGCCCUCCAACUGGAUUGUUUGGAUCUCUACCUGAUGCACGGGCCCACGGGAUUCGAGGGAGGAGAGGAGCUAUUUCUUGCAGAUGGAAAUGGCAGGAUCACUCCUAGCAAUACAGAUUUUCUGGAUACAUGGAAGGCUAUGGAAGAGCUGGUGGAUGCGGGAAUGGUGAAGGCCAUUGGAGUCUCCAACUUCAACCGCAAACAGAUAGAUCGGCUCUUGAGCAAACCAGACUUAAGACACAAACCCGCAAAUAAUCGGGUAAAGGCACCACCCCGUCUUCCUCAGGAAGAGCUGAUUAAGUUUUGCCAAUCCAAAGGGAUCUCUGUCACUGCAUAUUGUGCCCUUGGAGCGCCCAACAAAUCCAAGCAUGAGGAUAUUUCCCUUUUUGAUGAUCCCCAAAUUAAAGAAAUAGCACUCAAGUACAACAAAACCCCAGCUCAUGUGCUUAUCUAUCUCCAGAUUCAAAGAAAUGCGAGUGUAAUUCCCAAAUCUGUCAGUCCACACCAUAUUAAGGAAAAUUUUAAGGUGUUUGACUUUGAAUUGGCUAAAGAGGAGAUGGAAACCUUCCUUGCUUUCAAGAAGCGGUAUCGCAUCUGUGCAUUAAGUGAAUGCAAAAAUCACAAGGACUAUCCUUUUUUUGGAAGACUAACAGGCAUCAUCUUCAGAUUCUCCAGAGAUCAGGACCAUAUAUCAUUGUUUCAAGCAAUCUGUAAUACUUCACGUGUAUUAAAUCACAACACACGCAGUUUGGCAAAGACAAUCUACUAG
Messenger RNA from Fulmarus glacialis (Northern fulmar), 1041 nucleotides. RefSeq names its product aldose reductase-like. Gene Ontology annotation, cellular component: cytosol. The transcript has 11 exons. Gene Ontology annotation, molecular function: aldose reductase (NADPH) activity. The coding region runs from base 1 to 1041 and encodes 346 amino acids. The record is from RefSeq and is a predicted model, not a curated record. Lineage: Eukaryota; Metazoa; Chordata; Aves; Procellariiformes; Procellariidae.